GGCCCGAGAGGCCAGAACUUGCGACAGUUGUCGCUCGGUCGCUCUCAGAGAGCCAUCUCAGUUCCGCCGUAAGCCGGUUCCGUUCGAAGGGUUUCUAAUAAAAGAAUCUUUGGAGGUAUCUCAAAGGAACUCUCGAAGAAAGUAACAUUUAACGCACUCCCAAGUACUUUCAAGGGUCUCUCGGGGAACUCACGAGGAGCUGUCGACGAGACUAGGAAGAAUUUAUUAAUCAGUUUGACGUUAGUUGCAAGAUUUCGGGAUGGUGAAUCUGAAGAACGCUCUGGGCGCUGACGAGCUCACCGAUAAGAAAGUCGGUCUCCCUCGUGCCCUUCUGGCGGAAUUUCUCGGCACCCUGUUACUCAACUUCUUCGGCUGCGGUGCCGUGGCGACCGAAAAUGUCGUCGCUAUUAGCUUAGCCUUCGGCCUUGUGGUGGCGGGUGCAAUUCAAGGAAUAGGUCACGUUUCCGGAGGUCAUGUCAAUCCAGCGGUCACGUGUGGUCUCGUCGUCAUCGGCAAGGUACCAAUUAUCAGGGGUAUUCUGUACAUCGUGGCGCAAUGCGCGGGUGCUAUCGCGGGUUCGGCGAUCCUGCGGGCUCUCUCGGCCGACAUAAUGGAGCCUUUCCUAGGCGUGGUGAGACUCUCCCACGGGAUUAGUCCGGUGCAAGGAUUUGGCGUGGAGUUCUUCCUCGCGUUGAUCUUAGUGCUGGUAGUUUGCGGGGCGUGCGAUGCCGCUAAACCGGACAGCAAGGGCAUCGCGCCUCUCAUAAUCGGUCUGACGGUCACCGUCAGUCAUAUCGUUGGCAUACCGCGAACCGGAGCGGGAAUGAAUCCGGCACGUUCGUUGGGUAGCGCCGUAGUGAUGGGUAUCUUCGACAACCACUGGGUGUACUGGAUAGGUCCGAUUAUGGGCGGUAUCGCUGGUGCACUCAUCUACGUACAUGCAAUUGGACCCGCUAAGCAACCGGAAGUGCCUGCCAGAACUUACGCUUCUGUCGCAACCGAGGAAAAGGAGAGGUUCGAGUACAUUGACAGCGGACGUGGCGGACUUUAAAAUAAGAAGAUGCCCAGACAUACAAGAGCGAUCUAAUAAUUCGCCUGUAGAAUAGAACUUCUACGUAAUAGUAAUAAUAAUAAUAAUAACAAAAAGGGGACCGCCAACAUGAAAGAAUCGUUGUUUUGCAGCUCCAGAAUCUUACCAGCAGGAAAAACGCCAGUCCCGCUUGAUGCACUAACAACUCUGUCUUUCUCUGCCAACUCGCCAAUCUUACAUCAAUAAUGUGAUAACAGCUAUUGGCUUUUACAUAAAAACUGCGCGUAUAUUUCAAAACUAAAGUUUAUAAAAUUGCAUUGCUUUCUGACGGGAUGAUCUUAAAAAAGGCGAUCGUGACAAUGUCGCUUUUUACUGAUCGCCGAGAACGUAGGACGAUCUCAAUUAAAUGUAAUGUAAUUUUAAAAAUACUUCUUAUACGAAAUAAUUUAAGAAAUAAUUACAAAACGUAUCAUCAGAAAAAGAA
This is a messenger RNA of Monomorium pharaonis (pharaoh ant), 1514 nucleotides long. RefSeq names its product aquaporin AQPAn.G. The record is from RefSeq and is a predicted model, not a curated record. NCBI's taxonomy places the organism in Eukaryota, Metazoa, Arthropoda, Insecta, Hymenoptera, Formicidae. The transcript is spliced from 5 exons. Gene Ontology annotation, molecular function: water channel activity. Gene Ontology annotation, cellular component: plasma membrane. The coding region runs from base 260 to 1051 and encodes 263 amino acids. Gene Ontology annotation, biological process: transmembrane transport.